AUUUCCACAGCAAGGAUGACGAAAGAAACACUACAGCACUACAUGGCUAGGAAAUAUCCUUCGCUUCCUGGACCUAUGUUGCAACACCCAGGACAAAACUGUCUCUUGCUCGUUGCUUGCCCCUCAUUCCACACGCUCUUCUUCUGGAAAGCUAGACACAGCAAAUCUGUCCUGUCUAAGAAGCUGCGUAUCUAGGAGUCUCCAAAGGAAGGACCCAAAGCCUGGCCAGCAUUGCAGAGGCAACACACGAACCUUAGACCACAGGAAGAGGGCGCUAAAGGCAGAGGGAAGGCAGAAGGUGAGGAAAGGGUAGGAGAACAGAGAAAGAGAGAGAGAAAGCAGGACUUCUAGCAGCUAACCGGGGCAGGAGGAGGAACGCCAAGAACUGAGCAGAGGUUGCAGAACUGAGAAGACGAAGGAAGAAGGAAGCACCACCAUGAGCAAACCAAACUAUGAACAGCUGGGUGAGAAGGCACUUGCCGCUCAGAACCCCCCUGCCUACUCUGAAAAAGAGGCCUAUGCAGAGCCUGACCCACUGAAACAGCCUCCUGGGCCAGCACCCCAAGCAGGCUAUGGGGCUGUGCCAGCACCCCAAGCAGGCUAUGGGGCAAUGCCUUACUAUGGCCCACCUGGUGCAGGAUCUAACCUAGGCCCAGUCCUUCAACCUCCACAGGCGGUCUACGUCACACCUGUACAGCCCACCAAUGAACCCGAUUACCUGAUCUACUCCAUCUUCACCAUGCUCUGCUGCUGCUUACCCCUUGGUAUUGCUGCCUUGGUCUACUCUAUACAGACAAGAGAAGCCAACUUUGCUGGAAAUGCCGCGUCCGCCAAGAGAAAUUCCCGAAUGGCACGCCUCUUCGGUCACAUCGCUCUGGGGAUUGGGCUGGGGUGCCUUGUCAUAUAUAUCAUCAUCGUAGUGGUUGUUUCUACCACAGCAGCCUACCUUCCACCGCAGAAGCCCUGAUGAUGCCCUCUGCAGCCUUCAGAUCCCAAAAGACCUUCCCCCCACCCCAGCAGACAGGCAAGAGAAGUCCCCCUUUGACAAUCGUCUUCCAUAACAGGAUACGCCACUGGCUAGAUGGCAUGUGUGUGUGCCCUCGCGUCACCUGACUUCCAUAAAGUCAACUUGGUCACCUUCAAUGGGGCACAGGGCUGCAGAGCACUGAAUUUGAGCCAGCAUCAGCUGACCUGAAAGUUCCACCUAGCAAGAGCUCUGCCGCAGCCCAAACACAUUAAACGAGAAACAUUGUCUGUGCUCCAGCUCUACAACACGCAAGCAUCACAAACAGAAACAACAGAAGAGGGACAGGCAAAUGGAUUUGGGCGCUGAGGAUCUGAAACAGUGUCCAGCCUGAAGGCUUGGGAAAUGUCUGCAUCAAUUGCAUUUCUCUUGCCAAUGUUAAAGUAGAAUUACCUGUUUAGACCAUAUCCCGUCCAGAGCCCAGAUGUACCUCUCCUCCAUCUGACACCUCUGGUCCAGGUUUCUUCCCUGGGCCUUUAGUGUAGUGACAUUUGAAACACCCAUCCAUUAUAUAUCUGCCUUUGAGAGGUCUUUAUUAACUUUCCAGUGCACUGUUGAAUGCCUUUCUUUUAUCCCUGCCUGUGUCUGUAUUCGGUUCAAAAUUGUCUUUUAUGAAUGAACAAGCUAAUAAUCUAUGUUUACUUGUGGGGUUGCUUUAUCCCGUAUAUGCCAACUCAACCAUUUUGAUCUGUGGAACUGGCACUGUUACAAGGGCUACAUAAUGUUCCCUUUGCUUCUGUAAGGAAUCAAUAUUUUAGUGUGGCAAUGCUCACACUUUGGAACUCCCGACCUAUUGACACCAGGCAGGUGCCUUCCCUGUAUUCUUUUUUGGUGCCCACUAAAAACAUUUUUAUUUAGGCAAGCCUAUAUAGACAUGUAGAAGGUUGGGUUGUGUUUUAAUCAGCUUUCAAGCUUAUCGUUGAUUCAAUUAUUUUUUAAUGUUUUAAACAGCUGUUAACAGGGGGCUCACUUCUUAUUCUUUUCUCUUUUUUACACCGCUUUGAGGGUUGUCUGUUUGCUAUGUGCUCCGGCAGGAUGUAAAUUUUGUGAAAUGAAAAAAAAUAAGGAAUAAUCAGUUGGCACAAACUGCUCUUUAAACCACGGCAUAAGGUGGUCCCCCCGUAGCCCCAGACCACGUUUUGUGCAGUUAACUAAUUGUGUAUAUCAUAUAAUAUUGCUUAAUCCAGGAAAGAAGAUGAUUUUCAGUGUUAGUGAAGAGAAGCUAUCAGUUUCAUUAAAAAUAUUUGAAAUAC
Podarcis muralis (Common wall lizard) is the source of this 2277-nucleotide messenger RNA. Its product is annotated as proline-rich transmembrane protein 1-like. The record is from RefSeq and is a predicted model, not a curated record. Gene Ontology annotation, cellular component: membrane. Lineage: Eukaryota; Metazoa; Chordata; Lepidosauria; Squamata; Lacertidae.